This is a messenger RNA of Frieseomelitta varia, 1149 nucleotides long. RefSeq names its product very-long-chain enoyl-CoA reductase (gene Sc2). Gene Ontology annotation, biological process: very long-chain fatty acid biosynthetic process. The transcript is spliced from 5 exons. The record is from RefSeq and is a predicted model, not a curated record. Gene Ontology annotation, molecular function: protein binding; oxidoreductase activity, acting on the CH-CH group of donors. NCBI's taxonomy places the organism in Eukaryota, Metazoa, Arthropoda, Insecta, Hymenoptera, Apidae. Bases 156 to 1058 code for a protein of 300 amino acids.
GUACAAUUAAACGACAUCAGCGCUACAUUACGCUGUUUUCUCUGACCAUUAGCAUAGUAGUUUGUAGUGUGAGGAGAGUAGCAGUAGUGAGUCGGUUCUUUAGAGAGUGAAGUUACAAAAUCUCGAUCAGUUAAUAAAAUUGUGCAUUGACAAAAAUGGAGAUUCAAAUAUUGACCGCGAAAUCAUCAAAAUUCAUAGCAAAUGUAACCGUGGAACCUAAUACAACCAUACGACAAAUCAAAGAAGAAUUGAUCAAAUUAAAAAAAGCACCGCAUGUUCACAGGCAAAGUUUAAGAUUAGAUGCCAAAGGGAAAGCUUUAUCUGAUUCAGAUACCUUGAAAAAUUUGUCUAUUUCUAAUGGAGGAAAAUUAUAUUUGAAAGAUCUUGGACCACAAAUUAGUUGGAAAGGUGUAUUUUUAGUAGAAUAUGCUGGUCCAUUAUUUCUUUAUUUGUGGAUAUAUCAGCGUCCCUGGAUAUUUUAUGGUGAUACAGAUGCAUCUAAAAUUGAUAACAUAGUCCAUGUGGCAGCUCUUUGUUGGACUAUACACUAUGCUAAAAGACUUCUAGAGACAUUGUUUGUGCAUCGAUUCAGUCAUGCAACUAUGCCACUGCAGAAUCUUUUUAAAAACUGCUCUUACUACUGGCUGUUUGCUAUGUAUGUAGCAUAUCAUGUAAAUCACCCUUUGUAUACAGCUCCAAGUCAGUUACAGUUCCUUAGUGGGCUAGUAGCAUUUGCACUUUGUGAAUUGGGAAAUUUGAGUAUUCAUAUAGCUCUAAGAAAUUUGAGACCAGCAGGAAGUACAGUGAGAAAAAUACCAGUACCCACUGGUAAUCCUUUUACUGUAUUGUUCAAUCUUGUAUCAUGCCCAAAUUAUACUUAUGAAAUUGGCAGUUGGAUUGGAUUCACUAUCAUGACUUCAUGUUUGCCAGCUGCUCUCUUUACCUUUGCUGGUGCAUAUCAAAUGACUCUAUGGGCAUUAGGAAAGCAUAAAGCAUACAAAAAAGAAUUUUCUCAAUAUCCAAAAAAUAGAAAAUCUAUCAUUCCAUUUAUUCUUUAAAUAAUAUAAUUCUAAUUUAAGGUAGUUGUGUUGGUUACUAUUAUUAUAACAUUUCUUUGUUCAAAUUUGUUUAAAUAAAUAAUUUACAAUA